AUGAAGUCUUUACCAGGCCGUGGCCUAGGCGGCGAUUCCGAAAAGAGUAACAGCUACACGCGUCAGGAGCAGCACAUUCAACAGGUUCUAGCCGUGGUCUCGGCAUCAAUUAGUAUGCUCUCGGGGCUCAUAUCAUUCUACUGGUUUGCAACAAUGAAGAGGAACUUCCGACAUCAACUCAUCAUGCUGCUCAUUGGAAGUGGAAUGUUCAAGGCUGUUUGGUAUUGGGUUCCUCCUAUCACCAUCCUCGCAGGGCUGGAGCCCAUUUCUCAUGGUUUCUGUCAAGGUGUCGGUUUCUUACUUGCUGUGGGCAUUGAGGCAUCAGAUUCCGUUAUCAUCCUUAUCGCAAUCCAUACGGCCCUCACGAUCUUUGCAUCGCGUAAGGCGAACUCCCAGACUGGCCUGUACGGCUAUCGAUGGGCAGCCUACACUUGCUGGGCGUUGUUCUCAACACUCAUGGCGGCAUUGGCGUUCAUCAAUCCAAGCAGUCCUUAUAUGUCUCAGGGUACCUUCUGCUAUCUUCCGGCCCGCCCAAUAUGGUACCGACUAGCACUUAGCUGGAUUCCUCGCUAUCUUAUUCUCUGCACGAUUGUAGGCAUAUAUCUAGCCGUAUACCUGUACACCAAGUCCAAAUUUGGGGACUUCGACGCCAAAUUCAGCACCAACAGCGUAGCUUCCGAGGACACGACUCAGCACAGUCGGACAGACAGACAACCGUCCUGGCCAUUGCCUGGCUUCGACGGCGCCGAUGAUCCUAACAGUGCAGAGUCGAGUACGGAAAUAAGCUCUCCCAUCUUGGGUUCCUUGAUCGCUUCUCGAAAAGCAACAGAGGCCGAAGUCUCCCUUCCGAAGUCUUACGAGCCGGUCUCAGGCCCAAGACUUACUAACAGAACGCCAACCCUCCUGGAGGCACUCCGUGACAGGACUCUGAUUUCUGACGCCAACAAAUUUGUGGAAUCUUCGGCGAAUGCUGCCUUGCGUCAACGUCAUAAAGCCAUCAAAAGACAGCUACGGUACUUGUUUGUUUACCCGCUUGUCUAUCUUGCAAUGUGGAUUCCGGCUUUUGUCAGCCAUUGCUAUCUCUACACCGACCAGCAUAAUCCGCCAUUCGUGUUGAACACCAUCUCGAUAUGCUUCCUUUGUCUACAGUGUGCCGUUGACUGCUUCAUCUUCAGCAUACGAGAGACGCCGUGGAGACAAAUUAAAAAGAACCCCAACCCGAUUCAGAGGAAGACGCACUCAAGAGGGGGGAGUGACAAUGGCUUGAGGCGAAUGAUCAGUGGGUUUCAGGAGCAGGCCACUGCAAAGGGGGACAUCCAGACCUUGGAAGGCCAGACGGGGCAAGAAUCUCGACGCGAGAGGAAUUGGUGGGACAGAGACUCUAUGUAA
Molecule: messenger RNA, 1389 nt
Organism: Letharia columbiana
Lineage: Eukaryota; Fungi; Ascomycota; Lecanoromycetes; Lecanorales; Parmeliaceae
Exons: 4
Coding region: 1-1389 (462 amino acids)
Biological process (GO): adenylate cyclase-activating G protein-coupled receptor signaling pathway
Cellular component (GO): plasma membrane
Molecular function (GO): G protein-coupled receptor activity
Source: RefSeq, a predicted model, not a curated record